Messenger RNA from Amphimedon queenslandica, 2952 nucleotides. Its product is annotated as probable ATP-dependent RNA helicase DHX58. The transcript has 7 exons. The record is from RefSeq and is a predicted model, not a curated record. Bases 56 to 2890 code for a protein of 944 amino acids. Gene Ontology annotation, biological process: signal transduction. Gene Ontology annotation, molecular function: ATP binding; protein binding; nucleic acid binding. Lineage: Eukaryota; Metazoa; Porifera; Demospongiae; Haplosclerida; Niphatidae. Gene Ontology annotation, cellular component: cytoplasm.
UACCACUUAUCAGGCCGGUAUGGCGUGAAAGUUGCUGCCCGGGCUGCUCGCAAACAUGGACAAACCGAGGGACAAACUGGACAUUCGUAGUUUGCAGACGAUUAGGAGCGUGUUGAGUGAUUAUCAUUUUGACGACACAAAGUGGUUUGAUUUAGGAUUGGAACUAAAAUUGCCAAGUAACGAACUGAAAGUCAUUCGAACCUCCAGUUCUGUUUAUAAUGAUUCGGAUAAGUUGAGAGAAUGUUUGUCAAAGUGGUUGGAGUCAUCAUCAGGACCAGUUAACCCACGAAAACUUGUAAAUGCUUUAAGGAACAUGAAACAGACUUAUGUAGCUGAGGGUGUUUGCAAAAUCCUGGUUGAUCCUGCUAGUCAACUGUUGCUUUCGUUUAGUGACGAACUUUCUGAUCUUGAGCUUACUGAUGAGCUGCUUACUUUGCUGUACACAGAAGAACUGAUAACAAGAAAGACACGGGAUAAAAUUAAGGAGUCUGGAUACUUGCUUGUUGAUGAAUCACUGAGAGCAGUUUGUGCUACAGUUGCUAAAGAUCACAACAAGUUAAAAGUACUGGCUGAUAUUUUAUCUCAGUGUGAACAAACAACAUCUCUUGCUCAUAAUCUUAUGAGUGAUUAUGAUAAGCUGAAAAGAAAAUAUUCGAGCCAAUAUUCAUCAUCUAUUGAAGAAGAAAAGUUGACACAGAAAAUGGAUGUGUUUGGGGAACAGGAUUUAUCUCAGCAAGCUACAGCAGCUGUAAUGAAAUUUGAUGAUGAAGUUCACUCAGGCAUUAUUGAAACUACAAAAGAUCUACCAUCAGUAUCAUCAGCAGUGAAAGAAAGCAAAGUUGAAAAAAUGGCUUUGACACAGGACAUUAAAUUUCUUGGAGACAAAAUACGUUCUUACCAAGAUGAGCUAGCUCAGCCUGGCCUUCAAGGAAAAAAUUACAUCAUUUGUGCUCCAACAGGCUCUGGCAAAACGUUCAUUGCUGCACUUAUCAUCUAUCAUCAUUUACAUAAAAAGAGGCAAGAGAAAAUGAAAGGGAAGGUCUUAUUUAUUGUUAGCACGCAGCAACUUGCCCAUCAACAGAAUAUGAGAUUGAGGGAGUAUAUAAGCGGUAUUGACGUCAUAGACAUAACUGGUGAUUCAUAUUGUCAGAUUCAUUUGACCUUAUCUCAAGUUGAUAUCAUUGUUUGCACAGCUGGAAAACUUCUUGGUGAACUAAAUGAUAAUCUGAUCCAUAUAUCAGAUAUCACUUUGCUAGUUUUAGAUGAAUGUCAUCAUACUUCUGGGAGAAGCCCAUAUGCUGAUGUGAUGGAGCACUAUCUUCUCGAAAAAAGAGAUGGACAUCGUACGCCUCAUGUAAUAGGGAUGACUGCUUCACCAGGAGCUGGCCGGGGUCGGUUUCCAGGGUUAGAGAAAGCAAUAGAUCAUCAGUUAAGGCUCUGUGCUCGUGUUGAUGCAACUAGUGGCAUGAAAGCAGUCCAAGAAAACAUAGCUGAAUUGAGAUCUUUUGUGCCAUCUCCAAGUUAUAAUCGACACGCAUUACCACGUAGAAAUUCAAAGGAUUCUUUUGUCACAGUUUUGUCUAAAGAAAUGAAAAACUUAAAGGAACUUCUUCCUGUGCAGCCUAGAGUUGUGCCUGACCCAUGUUCAUUAGCUUACCAACAGUGGGUCAAGAAUGAAAUAGAGGCAGCUCAGUUAAGUGGAAUGAGUGAGCAACGAGAUCAAAUUACUAUAUUGGAAUUAUUGGAAAUAUACCACCUAGCUCUCAUUACUUAUGAAGAUUUUGAGAUAGAGAAUGCCAAGGAAAUUUUAGAUAAAGUGAAGAGCUUUGACGAUUCCAAUGACACAGAGAGACAAUUGCAACAGAAUCACAAAUUAGUUAAGGGUAUCGUGAAUGGUAUUCCUGGCAGUAAAAACCCAUUGCUGCUACAAGCAAAGGAGCUCCUCUUGAGUCAUUUUACUGCUAAGCCUGAGUCAAAAGCAUUAUUUUUUGUUCGUGCUAUGGAUCAUACACAGUAUGUUUCUGAAUGGAUAAUGAAAAACCCUGGGUUAUCACGGUUAAUAAGGCCUUGUUCUAUCACAGGGCACUCAAGGAAAGGGUCAAUGUCAAAGGCAGAUCAGAUCAAGAUCAUUGAAAGCUUUCGUAGUGGAGAAUAUAAUCUUCUUGUCACAACGUCUGUUCUGGAGGAAGGUUUGGAUGUUCCUCAGUGCAAUAUGGUCAUACGCUUUCAAAUAAUGUCAAAUGAAGUUUCUGAUGUACAGGCACAAGGUAGAGCACGUGCUGAUGACAGCACUUUGCAUACGAUCGUGACAUCAGAUUCUCCAGUUCAUCAUCGUUUACUUAUUAAUAAUGAUAAAAAGGAACAAGCAAAUCAAGCAGUACAGAUUAUUUCACAGAAUGGGGUUGACAUCGAUUUAAUUACGAAGCUUCAAGAGGAAAUUCUUGAUUUAAGGGAGCAGAGAAUAAAGGAAGAGAAAGAGAGGGGCCAGACAUGGAAGGCAAAAAAUGUUGAUUUGCAUUGCUAUAAAUGUGAUGUAUUUGCUUGCAAUGCUUCUGAGUUAUGCAAGUUUGGAAAGAAUGGAGCAACUAUUGUACCAUCUCAAUCUUUUAUAGUAAAUAAAAUGAAGAAAAUUAGCAGGAAAGGUCCAGAGCCACCAAAAUUAGGAGGAGACUACUCUCGACCAUUGAAGAUUGCUUGUGUCAAAUGCAAUGAGGAGUGGGGAGUGUGGGGUAACUGGGAGAAAAGUUGCGUCCAGUAUCCAGUGCUACAAUGCAAGAAAUUUACUUUUUGCAAUAACAAGACUGGGGAUCGUCGGAGAAGCAAGCAGUGGAAAUAUGUUCCAUUUGAAGUAGUUUUUUAUUCCGAGUUUGAAGAAAAAGAUAUUGAUUAGAGUCUAUUAUGUUUAUGAUACUGUUUGUACAUUAGUUUACAUGCUGUUUCUUGUAGAUCUAA